Messenger RNA from Micropterus dolomieu (smallmouth bass), 2172 nucleotides. RefSeq names its product transcription factor 7-like 2. Gene Ontology annotation, cellular component: catenin-TCF7L2 complex; beta-catenin-TCF complex. Gene Ontology annotation, molecular function: DNA-binding transcription factor activity, RNA polymerase II-specific; RNA polymerase II cis-regulatory region sequence-specific DNA binding. The record is from RefSeq and is a predicted model, not a curated record. The transcript has 12 exons. Gene Ontology annotation, biological process: canonical Wnt signaling pathway; regulation of transcription by RNA polymerase II. The coding region runs from base 4 to 1533 and encodes 509 amino acids. Lineage: Eukaryota; Metazoa; Chordata; Actinopteri; Centrarchiformes; Centrarchidae.
CAGAUGAAAUGGCCCCUGCUAGAUGUUCAACCAGGAGGUCUUCAAAGUAGACAAGCACUUAAAGAUGCCAGGUCCCCGUCACCGGCACACAUCGUUGGGCCCUUCUGCUGGGAAUUCCCCGGACAGUCAGAUCUGAGCCUUCACCAAUUUCAUUUGUCUAAUAAGGUUCCAGUGGUACAGCACCCUCACCAUGUGCACCCUCUCACGCCUCUGAUCACCUACAGCAAUGAGCACUUCACACCGGGGAAUCCCCCACCUCACCUACAGACAGACGUGGAUCCCAAAACAGGAAUUCCAAGGCCUCCACAUCCUCCAGAUAUAUCUCCUUAUUACCCACUGUCACCUGGCACUGUCGGCCAGAUCCCCCAUCCGCUAGGAUGGUUAGUACCACAGCAAGGUCAACCUGUUUAUCCAAUCACAACAGGGGGUUUCAGACACCCCUACCCAACUGCGCUCACUGUCAACGCAUCCAUGUCAAGUCUUCUGUCCUCUAGGUUCCCCCCACACAUGGUGCCCCCUCACCACAGUUUGCACACCACGGGCAUCCCACACCCAGCCAUCGUCACACCCAACGUCAAGCAAGAAUCCUCCCACAGUGACAUCAGCUCCCUCAACAGCUCGAAACAGUCAGACGCUAAGAAGGAAGAGGAGAAAAAGAAACAGGUCCACAUAAAGAAGCCUCUGAAUGCCUUCAUGCUCUACAUGAAGGAGAUGAGGGCCAAGGUGGUGGCUGAGUGCACACUGAAGGAAAGUGCUGCCAUCAACCAGAUCCUGGGCCGGAGGUGGCAUGCCCUAUCGCGGGAGGAGCAGGCCAAGUACUACGAGUUGGCCAGGAAAGAGCGACAGCUCCACAUGCAGUUGUACCCAGGCUGGUCAGCACGAGACAACUAUGCGGCUAACCAACAGGGGAAAAGGAAGAAGAGAAAAAGGGAAAAGCAGCAAGCAGAGAGCAAUGAACACAGAGAAUAUUUUCCAAACCCUUGCCUUUCACUCCCUCCGAUUACAGAUGCAAAUACCCCAAAGAAGUGUCGUGCCUUGUUCGGGCUUGACCAGCUGAGUUUAUGGUGCAAACCAUGCAGGAGAAAAAAAAAGUGCAUUCGCUACAUCCAAGGUGAAGGCAGCUGUGCUAGUCCUCCCUCUACAGACGGAAGCUUACUAGACUCCCCCCCAUCCUCCCCCUCUUCAGUGGUUCCCUCCCCCUCCUCAAAAGAGUCCAAACCUCAGACUGAACAAAUGCAACCUCUCUCACUGACUAUGAAACCGGCCCACCAGCCACUCCACCACCCGCACCUCCUGGCUGGGCCUCCACCAUCUUUGGUUCAGCUGGAAAACUCUGCUGCAGCUAGCAAAACGCCUGGCGCCUCCUCCCACAAUGGAGCCCUGGAGCACGGCGACGUCUCGUCCUCGCGGCAGCCGGGCUCCUCUGUGGCGUCCUCAAUGGCCCGGCCCUCGGCAUUGCUGUGUCAUUCCCACUCACUCCUCCCCUCCACGGCCCCUCAGCCUCUGUCGCUAGUGACCAAGUCUAUAGAAUAGUCUACCCUAUUCUUUUCCUCUUUUCUAGCUCUGCAAACACAACACACACACCUUUCUAGGCCCUCUCUCUGCUAUAUUUCACUUGCCGUCAGUUCUUUUCUCUUUAUGUUUCUGUGCCAUAAGGCUUUGAAAUUUUAGUUUUUGUUUUAUUAAAGUUCAUUGGUCAAUAUUUGACCCAUCAUUAUCAAAAAAAAAUCUAAUUAUUAAAGAAAUGAUACAAUGAGCUGUAGUAUAGCUUUGUGAAUCUGCCAAAAUUUUUAUGAAUUUUGUUUUGUCUUUUUUGUAGUGUUAAACAGUGCAAACAGAAAAAUUAUCUAGUACAACUUCAAAAUGUUUAAAAGACGGAUAUAAAAAGGUAGGCUAGAUUAUUCAAUGAGCCCUUUUCUUGAAAGAGUUGGUUCUCCUUCUUUAUUUGUAUUAAAUACGAGCUUGCGAACCAAUCAUUUGACAUCUGUUCAAACUCUAGGAGGGCAUGAGGCUAGUGGUGACACCUCUCUGAGGAACAACUUUAAUUGUGAUGUUACUUGUUCUUGUUUAAAUGUACAGAAUAAUGGGAGGGGGGGUUACUGUGUUAAAUAUGCAUUCUUCCACUGCGUUGUCUUUUUUCUUUGUUGUUUACCUUUGGGGUGGAGUCAGGCA